GGACCCGAUUUCCAGCAGGUGCUGCUCCACACCAAUAGAUGGAGCCCCCGAGAGUGCUAGUGGUGCCUGCUCGUAUCAGCACCCCACUGCAACCCACAAAGCCACGGCCACAGGAUAUUGCCCGAUUCUUAAUCAAGGUAGCUUUACAGCGUGCAGCGAAAAAGCAAAAGGUGACUUAUCCGGAGAUGGUGAAGACACCUCGUGGCUUGAGACGGGAGUUUCACGACGACAUCACAUGUAUCGUCUUCUUCUUCAAUCACUACUCGUCCCUGCAGCCACUCGCCACGAAAGCGCAAUUUGGUCCGUAUUGGCAGGCUAUCCGCAAUGUGAGCUGGCUUGGGCGAAGCAAUUCUUCGGGACCUAGCAUACAUUCUGGGCAGCUGCCCAUCUCAGAAGAGGAGUUAAGCUGUCCAGUUGCUUUUCAGACAACAGAUUACAUAGAGACCGUCGGAUUAAGAAGUCACAUGUUCACAGGAGGGGUUCUCGAUACCCACCAUGGAAUAGAGCAGGGCGUCGUGAGCCCGAGCUUCUCGUUGACAGCUCCAACAGCCGGUUGCGUGAUUCAGCAAAAUGUAUUCGGUAGCCACGUGGAGGCAUGCUCUGUAGGAGGCGGAAUUCCCACCACCCAGAUGUUUAUUAGGGGUCGAUUUGGGGGAGCUGUUAUUGGAGGGGGCGCAGGCAAUGGGGUGCUUGGUGUUGGGGCCCCAGGUUUGGGCGUCGGACUUCCAGAGGGGGCAGGUAUGGAAAUGGCCAUGGGCGUGGGUCCCGAGGCAGGUGGCCUGAUGAGAAAGAAUUCACGGUCUCAGCAUGCAUGUUUUGAAGGUUGUGAGAAGGUGGAGGACAUCCAGGCUGACUCUAAUCCGGUCAACCAUGAAGAUUGACCUUUGAGCUCAGAUUGAGUUAGGCCGCAGAAAUUUUGGGAGCAGAUUGAAUUGGCAGGAGAAAUGCUGGGAAAUGAUCAUGAGAAGGAGGAGGAGGAGGAGGAGGAGAAUCAGGUCAAACAUGAAAUUGAGUGAACUGAAGCUACCAGUCAGUAGCAAUAGUAAGAAGAGCAAGGAGACUUGCAGCAGUUCUCUGUGUAGGGGUGGCUACACUAUGGGCCACACCCCGAUGACGAAGUUGCGUGCCAACUCAGGAUGAACCUGGUGAAGUGGCUAGACCAGAUCAUGGUAAGCUAGCACACAACAGCACCAUAGUAGUGUUACCUAUGGGUAUAUCUACAUCGUUUUUCAACAAGUGAUAAUUGAUCUUUCAAAAUUUAAGAUUUUAAACAAGCAUUAUCGUUUUAGCCUUCAGGACCUUCAUGUACGCUUAUUUUUUUUGUCUGUCUAUGAAGUAACGGAUUGGACCGUCCUCAGUGUAGGUAAAGAAAAACAAGAAAACCAGAACCAAGGCCACAUUCACACUAGCUGUAGCUGUAUUUGGCUACAACUAUGUCCAUGAACAACUUGCAAAGUCCAAGUGUGACUAUGCUCCUAGGGUCUCCUUAGACUUAUGUAGAGAACUCCUUGAAAACAGGUUUUGUGUCUUUAAACUGCGUCCUGAUGACGAGUCAACUUGGAGUCUGGAAAGCAAAUGUGAAAACAUGUCUAGGACAUGUCCUAGAGACUCCAGGACGAGACAACCAUUUCUUCGGAAUUGAACUCUCUGGAAUCCUGUAGGACAAAAGUUGGCAGAGCAGCAAUGGGAUCUCUGAAACUCAACAGAAGCUGUAUCGACUGAAGCACUUUUUUUUUUCGCUUUCUGUUUGUUUGUUUUUUCCGCUGAUGUCAGUUCUUCCUAGCUGUGUGUGGUGUGCGGGAGAGUGGUGGCCAUAGCCACUGCUGCUACUUGAUGGGGGGUGGCCUGGGUGGGGGAAGUAGAUGGGCGGCGCAGCUACUGGCAAAAUGCUUGGUCUUCGAGUUAGCCGGCCCCCCCCACCGGCGGCCCCACCCUACUUCCUGACCACCUCCGCUUAGGGCGGGGAGCCAACAUGCAUUCUCUUACUUGUGAGAGGUAGCUAUGCUUGCAGGGGUCCCCUGUAUAGGCCUAGGAGCAGUGCUAGGUAGGUAGUUAAAGGUGAAAUUGAGAGAAGAAUAUAGCUUAGUUUUUAAGCACACCAAAAAAAGGAUGGGAAAAAAUAAUUCUUGCACUGUGGAAUGAGAAGCCAGCUUAGGGCGAAGUAAUCACCAAAAUCCUUCAAGGACAGUCCUUGAGUUCUUAACAUUUUUUUCUAGAUGUGUCUAACCUCGAAGAGUCAAACAGCUCACUGAGGCUUACGUGUCAGUUCAUCCACAGAAUACUACAAUCCAGUAACAUUCUGUUAAACCGCGAGUUCACCUGAAGCAGAGUAAGGCUCUUACCGGCUUACAUGGUAAGAGCUUUUCGAUUCGGGCCCGGGCCCACAGGCCAUUUUUAAUAGGCGCAGUUGCAGGCUCACGAGCCUUGGAAGGUAGCUCUAUCAGCAUAGGCUCGUGUGAACUGGUGGCUUAAUGACCGUAAUCACAGGCCUAGCUAGACCCACUGGUACUCCCCCACAGUGUCCCCUUCAAUGUUCUCCCUUUUUCCCCUUGGGGUGGAUCCUUCAGGUUCAGAAGCAAUGAAAAGUUGAAAACACG
This is a messenger RNA of Chara braunii, 2597 nucleotides long. The record is from the annotation of a GenBank genome assembly. NCBI's taxonomy places the organism in Eukaryota, Viridiplantae, Streptophyta, Charophyceae, Charales, Characeae.